Molecule: messenger RNA, 1944 nt
Organism: Malus domestica (apple)
Lineage: Eukaryota; Viridiplantae; Streptophyta; Magnoliopsida; Rosales; Rosaceae
Source: RefSeq, a predicted model, not a curated record
AUGAACAAGCCUGGCCUGACAAUAUCCCAUAUUUUCUUUGCUGACGAUACUCUGAUUUUCCUGAGAGCUAAGGAGGAGAACUGUCGGAAAUUAUCCCAAGUCAUUGAUGAUUAUUGCUUGGCGUCGGGUCAAAAAGUUAAUAAGUCAAAGUCAAGCGUAUUUUUUGGAAACAAUGUGCCUGAGUCUUUAUCAUUUCAUUUGACGAACAUCCUGAGUAUGGAGAGGGUUGGAGAUCCAGGUGUCCACCUGGGGGUUCCCGCUAUUUGGGGUUGUUCGAAAAAAAGUGGGCUAGCCUAUGUUAAAGAAAGAUUAUUGGGUAAGCUCAGGGGAUGGAAGAAAGCCGCUCUCUCUCAAGUGGGGCGGGAGGUCCUCAUAAAAGCGGUGGCGCAAGCAAUCCCUGCAUAUCCUAUGAACUUAUUCAAGUUUCCUACUUCUCUAUGCAAUGAGUUGGAUGCCAUGAUAUCAAAGUUCUGGUGGGGGCAAAAAGAUGGUGAACAACGUAUUCAUUGGGUUUCUAGAGAGAAAUUGGGAUGGGCGAAGGAUAUGGGCGGGUUAGGUCUUAGGAGUUUCAAGGUGUUCAACUAUGCCCUGUUGGCUAAGCAGUGUUGGAGAUUAAUUGAGGAGCCGAAUUCUCUGUGGGGUUUGGUGCUUAAGGCACGGUACUUCCCUAAUUGUUCAUUCAUGGAUGCUAAAAGGGGUGGGAGAGCCUCUUGGGCCUGGUCUAGCCUCCUCACUGGAAGGGACAUUUUACGUAAUGGAGCUCAUUGGCAGAUUAUGAGUGGAAAUGAGGUUAAGGUAUGGGUUGAUAGAUGGAUCCCGUCUAUUCCAAUGAGAAGACCUUCUCCAUCGGGGACGGUACAGGUUUCUAAUAAUUUGGUGGUUAAUUCGCUGAUUUGCUCUGAGAAUAGAAUGUGGGAUAUUGAUUUUCUGAAGCCGUUCCUGGAAAGGUCCGAGUUUGAUGUUAUCCUUAAGACCCAUAUUGGAGACCCUUUGUUACGUGAUCGUUUGGUUUGGCCCCUAGAUAAAAAAAGGGUAUAUUCAGUUAAAUUCGGAUAUAAAUGGGUGGUUGGUCGAAAUCUGCCCCAUGGGGGUAUUAAUAUUGGAUCCUCGGUCACCAUUCCUGCCCAUCUAUGGAAGUGUGUGUGGAAACUUGAGGCUUCUCCAAAAAUCAGAUGCUUUUUAUGGAAGACCUUUCAGGAAGCUGUGGCUACUAUGGCAAACCUCUUCCGAAGAAGAUCUUCCCCAUCUCGUUAUGCCCGAUUUGUAAGAAUCAGGAUGAAAGAAUUGUACAUCUAUUUUUGCAAUGCCCGUGGGUGGAGGCUGUUUGGUUCGGGGGAAGCUUGGGUUAUUUUGGCCAUUUCUUUAUUGGUCUCUACAUUCAAAGAAGCCCAGGGUGGUCCUUAUACUACGCCUCCACCUCGUGGCCUGGAUCAAUUGGUUGAUGUUUGUUGGUCUCCUCAUUGUCCAGGUUUCGUUAAGAUAAAUGUGGAUGCUAGCUGGGGAUCAUGUGAUGGACAGGGAUUCAUGGGUAUUGUUGCACUGGAUGAGGAAUGGAGGUUUCUUGCUGCUAGUAGAUCAGGUGUGAAGGCUACUAGUGUGGCUAUGGGAGAGGCUAUGGCAAUCUUGCACGGGUGUAUGCUUGGCAAGAGGAUGGGAUGGAAUAAGAUUAUUUUAGAGACCGACUCGUUGGAAUCGAUUUCUUGCCUUAGGGACAUGGCUAAGAAAGGCAGUUGGGAUGCCUUCCCCUCUCUUCUGGAUUGUGUUAGAUUGGGAAAGGAGUUUCUUGAUUGCCGCUGGUCUUGGGUUCCAAGACCGGCCAAUUCGGCAGCGGACCAUUUGGCGUCGCGAAGUAGUAGGGAAGUAUGUGAUCAUGUGUGGGUUAAUAGACCCCCAUCUUCCUUGGUUCAUGUUUUGUGUAACAACGGUUUACCUUGUCCGCCUUAA